CUUCAGUUGCCAAUCAAGUGAGAGAGAGGCUCAGAUAAUUCAGAAAAAAUAUUAAAAAAAAAAAGCGUCUUUAUCUAAGAAGGACACGUGUCGAUCUCCGAUUGGUUCCAGUCGCCGGAAAAAAAUGGGCAGGACGACGUGGUUCGACGCCGACGGCAUGAAGAAAGGGGAGUGGACGACGGAGGAAGACCAGAAACUCGUCGCUUUCAUCAACGAACAUGGCAUCGGAGAUUGGCGUUCGCUUCCCCAGAAAGCCGAUCUUCAGAGAUGCGGGAAGAGUUGCAGAUUAAGAUGGCUUAAUUAUCUGAGACCGGGGAUUAAGAGAGGCAAAUUCAGUCAUGAAGAAGAAGAAGCCAUCAUCCAACUUCAUGCCGUUCUUGGAAACAGGUGGGCAGCCAUAGCCAAGCAAUUAUCGAACAGAACAGACAACGACAUCAAGAAUCAUUGGAACUCUUGUCUCAAGAAGAGACUUGCAAGAAAUGGCAUCGACCCAAUGACCCAUGAACCCUUCAACGUCACCGGAGCAACGACAAGCUCUUCGUCUUCGGCGACGGAGACGGCGACUUCUCCCGUGACUCCCAGCUCAUGCUCUUCUUCCUCCUCCGGCUCUGCUCGGCUCUUGAACAAACUCGCCGCCGGUGUGCGACGACGGAGUUUUGACCUCAAGACGAUUUUGUCACAGACGCCGGAGACGGCGACGGUGACGGUGAACUGUCACGACCAGGAAGAAGAGAGUGAGAAGAACGAUAACGAGAUGGAUGUUCUAAUGUGGGACGAAGAUGACAUGGACAUAGGUGGUGACGUGGACAUAGGUUGCUGCAUGGAGAAGCUCAGUUUUAUGGAUGAAACGAUGUCGUUUGAAGGGUUCGGAGAUAUCUCCACCACAACGACGUCGUUUGACGGGUGUGACUCGUUCAUGUAUCUCGACACGUCAACUUUGCGCGGUCAAUACAGUUCUGAUUUGUACGAGAUCGAUGACAUUGGUCGCCUCAUUUGAUGUGACCAUUCGUGAAAUUUUUUCCACGUCGGAUUUUUGAGUUAUGAUAAUUAUGCUUUUUUUGGGGGCAUUAA
Tarenaya hassleriana is the source of this 1071-nucleotide messenger RNA. RefSeq names its product transcription repressor MYB6-like. The transcript has 3 exons. The record is from RefSeq and is a predicted model, not a curated record. NCBI's taxonomy places the organism in Eukaryota, Viridiplantae, Streptophyta, Magnoliopsida, Brassicales, Cleomaceae. Bases 125 to 997 code for a protein of 290 amino acids.